Molecule: messenger RNA, 8028 nt
Organism: Xyrauchen texanus (razorback sucker)
Lineage: Eukaryota; Metazoa; Chordata; Actinopteri; Cypriniformes; Catostomidae
Product: desmoplakin-like
Exons: 24
Coding region: 109-7542 (2477 amino acids)
Biological process (GO): skin development; wound healing; cell-cell adhesion
Cellular component (GO): cytoskeleton; intermediate filament; cytoplasm
Molecular function (GO): structural molecule activity
Source: RefSeq, a predicted model, not a curated record
CGGCCAGUCUCUGCGCAGUAGUGAACGGAGAAAGACGCGCACGGAGAGAAGAGAACUAACACAACUCUAAAAACUGACCCUGAAUAGGCGCUGAACUUUUCUACAGGGAUGAGUUCAUACGGAUCACAGACCAGACUAAACCAGAUGAGCCGCAGAUCCAACUCUCGGCCCGACCUGACCACUGUAGGCUACAGUUUACCCAGGACUGAUGGUGGUCAGAUGUUCAUGAGUGGAAAUGGAUACCAGUCUGAUUACAAUGAUGGCUAUACGCAGACCGUUUCGCACACUUUCUCCAAAAACUCACUGGGAGCUGGAGGAGGAGGAGGAGGAGGAGGACAGAGCAUGUCAUCCAUGUCUGUUAACAAAAGAGCUCAGAUGCUUUACAAUGAGUGCAUGAACAGCCUGCAGAGAGCUCAGCACAUCCUGGAGACUAUGGGACCGGCGUCUGAAGUAGACAAAAACAUGUUCAUGGCAACAGAGGCUUUAGAACAGCUCAAGAAGUGUGCUAUGGACUUGAGGAACGCUGGUCAGCCAAAUGAUAUGAUCCUCAGAAGUCUAGAGGAAUGUGGCAGCAUACACGCAGAAAUCCGAAGCUCCAUCACGGGCACCACUCUGAGGAGGACCAGCAACAUCAGCAGCUGGGAAGACCCCAGCAAGAGCUUCCAAGAGGCAAUGUCAUGGAUUAACCAGAAAAAGCGGCUUAUUGAAACCGCACCCUUCGGUGAUGAUACAGAGACGAUUAGCCAACAAAUUCUGAAUCACAACAAGUUCCACAGUUCAGUUCAGAGAAGCCUGGAGGUGGAUAGAGCGCGAGAUGAACUGCUGCAGAGCGGAGAAAAGGGUGGACUUCACGCCCUCGAUCAAGAAUGGGACAGUUUCCAGAAAAUGUCCCAUACGCGAACAGCUCAUCUGCGAGACCUGCAGAACAUCAUUGAGGAGAUUUCGAGAGCCAUCAUGUGGGUUAAUGACAGAGAGGAAGAGGAGCUGGUGUUCGACUGGGGCGAUAAAAACAUUGACAACUACAUCCCCAAAAAACAAGAGAGCUACUCGAAACUGAUGAGUGAGCUGGAACAGAAAGAGAAAGAGCUGAAUAAGGUGAAGAUAAAGGUGGACAACCUCCUAAAGAGCCAGCACCCAGCCUCAGAUAAAAUACAGGCUUAUAUGGACACAUUGCAAACCCAGUGGAGCUGGUUACUGCAGAUCACCAAAUGCAUUGAUGUUCACCUUAAAGAGAACGCUGCCUACAGUCAAUUCUUCAAGGAGGCCAAUGAAACGUACACCAGGCUGCAGAAGGACGAUGAGGGAAUCCGUAGGAAGUACACCUGUGACAAGAACACACCUCUGGAGAGCCUCGCAGAAAUGCUCAAAAACCUGGAGAAAGAGAAAGAGAGGAUCAUAGAUAGUAAGAGGCAGGUACAGACUCUGGCCAGCAAGUCCAAGAACAUUGUGUGUCUGAAGCCUCGUAACCCAGAGGAGAAGAGCAGCAGUCCGGUCAUAGUGCAAGCUCUGUGUGACUUCAAACAGGAUCAGAAGGGCAUUUUGAAAGGAAAUGAAGCUAUUCUGAAAGACAACUCUCAGCGCAGUAAGUGGCUAGUGACUGGACCUGGAGGACUGGACAUGCUCAUACCAUCAGUGUGCCUCAUUAUACCACCACCUAACCCUCUGAGCAUCAGCCUCGCACACAAGAACGAGCAGUACUUUGAAGCCAUCAUGUCCAUCUGGAGUCAGCUGUACAUUAACAUCAAGAGUCUGAUUUCUUGGCAGUACUGCAUGAGGGAUAUUAAACAGAUCAACUCCCUCACGCUCUCUAUGCUGUCACAAAUGCGCCCUGAGGAGUAUCGUAACAUCAUUAAGAGUCUGGAGAUGCACUACCAAGAGUUUAUGCGCAACAGUCACGGCUCUGAGAUGUUUGGAGGUGAUGACAAGAGGAAGAUGGAGCAACAGUACACAGGAGCACAGGCGCAUUAUGACCAGCUGGUGAUCCAUCUGCCCACCUACAGAGAGAAUGGGGUGAAAGUUGAUGUCACUAAGCCGUUGAAGGUGGAGACUGAUGGAAAGAAGAUUGAGACUGAUGGAAAGAAGGUGGUGACAGAUGGAAAGAAGGUGGUCAGCUCAGGUCUGAACAUGGGGUUCUUCUCAGACCUGAGUACUCUCAGACACAGACUUGAGGUAGCGGAGUCAGGCUUGAUUCAGAAUCUCCAUGUUCCUCUGAAGGAGAACGGUGUACAGGAGUGCUCCCGAAGAAUUGUGCUGCUGCAGAGUGUGCAUCGCGAUCUGGACACCAUCCUGGACGAGUACCUGCGACUGAGAGAGAAGAUUUUGAGAGAGUUAGAAGGAAGCACCGACGCAGAGCAGACCAAGUUCCUGCGGACAGAACUGGACUACGUUAGUCAGAAACUGGGCAGCCUGCAAGGCUUCUCAGAUGCUUAUAUCCAGAGACUGACGGCUCUUCAAGCGGUGCUGCAUAGCCUCCUGCAGGCUGAGGACAUCGUUAAAGUCCACGAGGCUCGUCUUACUGAGAAAGAAACCUCUUCUCUUGAUCUGGAUGAAGUGGAGAGGUACCGCAUGACUCUCAAGAACAUGAAAGCAGAACUGGAGCAGAAGAAAGGAGUUUUGAAGACUAUGGAGUCUGAGCUGUCCAAGGCUGUCCACUGGAACGGUCAGAUUGACCAGUCUUUCCAUCAGUGCGACGUUGACCUGUCCAAAUAUACAGAACUCGUCGGACAGAUGACUGACCGUUGGCGACGAAUUGUGACCCAGAUUGACAGCAGGACAUGGGACCUGGAAAAACAGGAGAAACAGCUGAAUCACUACAAGCAGACGAGCUCCAUGAUUAACAAAUGGAUUCAGGAGACACGUCAGCGCCAAGACAUUCUCCAGAUCACUAAAUUCAGCAGUGUGGAUACCUUAAAGGACCACCUCAAUCAGCAGAGAGCGCUGUAUUCUGAGAUAAAGGGAAAGAAGGAAAAAGUGGAUGACGUGGUCCGAGACUCUGACACUUGUGGUGCCUCCAUAAAGGAUUAUGAGCUCCAGCUGGCUUCCUACAGCGCAGGUUUGGAGACUCUGCUAAACAUUCCCAUUAAGAAGACUAUGCUUCAGUCUCCAGCCACUGAACUGAGGCAGGAGGCAAUGGAGUUGCAGUCACACUACAUAGAGCUCUUGACACGUUCAAGUGACUACUAUAAGUUCCUCGGGGAAAUGCUGAAAAACAUGGAGGAAUUAAAGAUGCGGAACACCAAAAUUGAGCUUUUGGAGGAAGAGUUGAAGCGCUUAAAAGAUGACCUGAAAGAUCAAACCCACAAGAACAAAUCAAUGGAGGACAGUCUGACUCGCUAUCGGCUGGAGCUCACUCAAUCUAAAGAGCAUCUUAUAUCCAUGGAGGAGGUGAAGAGAACCCAGGCUAGACAGUGCAGUGCUACCCAGGAAAGCCUGGACAGCACCCAGAAUAAGCUGAAGAGCUUACAAGAUGAGGUGUCUCAGCUCUCUUUUCUCAUUGAGGAUGAGAAACGCAAACGGAGGAUGGCUGAGGAACGAUACACUAGCCAGCAGGAGGAGUAUGAGCUUGCUAUCCGCAAGAGACAGAAAGAACUGGAAGAGCUCAACUUUUCCCAGAGUCAGUUUGAAAGGGCCAUCAAAGACAAAGAGCGGGAGAUUGAACGUCUUAACGUUCAGCUCCAGGAUGAGACCUCCCGUCGUAGUGCAGCAGAGUCAGAGACCUCAAAGGUAAGAGCCCAGUUGACCCAGGACAUUAAUAACCUUAAGCAGACUUAUGAAUCUGAGAUCCACAUCACCAAGACCAGUGUGCUCAUGGCAACACAGCAGAAGGACGAGCAAUCAGCAACUAUUAAACUCCAGUUAGACAGGCUGACUUCUGAGAAAAGAGACUUGGAAGAAGAACUUAGAAAGCUGCAGCUUUCUUUCAGCCGUUCAGAAGAAGCAAAGAGGAAAGCAGAGGAGGAAGCACAUCAGCAGAGGUCUUCAGCAUCAGAGGGGAGCCGGUGCAAGAGGGAACUGGAGUCACAGAUUCAGAUUAUGAUACGUCAAAGGGAAGAGAUUGACACAAGACAUAAAUUAGAUCUGGCAGAGGCCAACAGAGUUGCUCAGGAAAAGGUCCAUCAGAUUACCUUGUUGACACAGAACCUUCAAGAUGAGACCAGGAGGAAGAAAUCUUUGGAGGUUGAGAACCAAAGCCUCAAACAGUCUCAAGCUGAACUGCUCACUAAGCACACUUCCAACACAGAGGUCAUUAAUAAGCUAAAGAUCUCAGAGCAAGAAAUGGUCAUCAUAAAGCGAGAGAUGGAGAAGCAAAUGAAUGAGAAGAGCAAGUUGGAACAGAAUACCACCACACUGCAGAUUCGCAUCAGUGAACUGCAGUCAAUGGUGAAUGGGUUGCAGGCUGAACUGGAAAAAGAGAAGAGGAAUACACAGGAAGAGCUCACAAGGAGAAAGAGGAUAGAAACGGAUCUGGAUAGGGUGAAUCAGAUGUGCUGUGAAUACACCACUACCAUCAACACUCUACGGGUCCAUCAAGAGCAGGAAAGUACUUCUGGACGCAAGUAUGAGCAGGAGCUUCGCAGUCUAAAAGUUGAGUUGGAGAGAAGCCAAAAGGAAUAUAAAGACAUGGUAGAGAAUCUGACCAGGGUAAAUGCGGAAUUGAAGGCCUUACAGCAGCUGCUUUUACAGGAACAGGCUCGCGUCCGUGAGGCCAAUCAACGGAAUGACUCUCUCUAUAAGACAAUAGAAGAAAAGUGUCGUAUGUUAAAUGAGAACACAAGUGAGAUUGAAAAGCUGCAGAGCCUCACUCAGAAUCUUACCAAAGAACGCCUGCGUCUUGAGGAGGAACUAAGGACCAUGCGACUGGAACGGGAUGACUUAAAAAGAAGCCUGAGCACCAUUGAGAAUGAAAGUGCAUCCAGAUUGUCAGCCAUUCAGUUCCAGUUACAAACCAGCAAUAAGAGGGCACUGGAACUGCAAGAACUAAUCAAUGAACUGACUCAAGAGAAGGAAAGUUUAAGAGUGGAAAUUGCCCAAAUCCAAAAGCAGUUCUCGGAGACAUCCAUGAUGAUCCAGCGGUCUGAGACCCACUACAAAGAGAUUGUGCAAGAGAGAGACAGUCUCUUAAGCAAACUGAAACUGUUGGAAAAAGACAAAGGUAAGCAGCAGCGCUAUGAAGAGGAGCUCAGACGCAUCAAUGUCUCCUUGGAAUCUGAGAUUAAACAGAAGCAACGCCUCCAGGAUGAAAUUGACAAAAUUACCAAGGAGUUCAAAUAUUGGAAAAGCCAAUAUGAGUCAAAAGAGGGGCAGAUCAGACUGAGCGAGUUAGACAAAGACAAAGCAGAGCGAGACAGGGCCUCUUUGCAGAGCGAGAUCCAGAGAUUGACUGCCGAGCUUAGGAGUGUGGAAGAGCGCUAUCAGAGUCGUCUUCACAUCUCAGAGAAGGAAAUCUCAGUGCUCUCUCAGAAGAGAGAAGCUUUGGAAAUGGAACUGAGAAGGUUGCAACAGCGUCCCAUUUCGUCCUGUAGGCAUACACAGACUGAUGAGGUUUCUAAAACUGUCUGUGAUAGUGUGUACCAGAAAGUCACAGUGCAAGGUCUUCGUGGUGAGGUCUCACUUACAGAGCUUGUGGAUUCCAACUUGCUUACUCAAACAGAUUUGGAUAAAAUAAACCAAGGAAAAUUAACAAGCAAGGAUAUUGAGGACAGGCUCAAAUCAUACCUAGGUGGAUCAUCUUGUAUCGCUGGUAUAUAUGAUGAAGCCAAAAACAGGGUUGUGCCCUUUUACCAGGCUAUGAAAGAAGGACUGAUUCGGCGGGGAACCACACUGGAGCUCCUGGAGGCCCAGGCGGCCUCUGGUUUCAUAAUUGAUCCAGUAAAUAAUGUUUGCCUGACUGUGGAAGAAGCGUGGAAGAGAACUCUUGUGGGACAGGAGUUUAAAGAUAAACUGCUAUCUGCUGAGAAGGCUGUCACAGGAUAUAAAGAUCCAGCAACAGAAAAGAUCAUCUCACUCUUUCAAGCAAUUGAGAAAGAGCUGAUUGAGAGGGGUCAUGGAAUUAGACUGCUGGAGGCUCAGAUAGCCAGUGGAGGCAUCAUUGACCCCAAAGGGAGCCAUCGUAUUGAUGUGGAAGUGGCUUACAAGAGAGGUUACUUUAACCGUGAAAUUAAUGAUAUUUUGGCAAAUGAGGGCGAUGACACCAAAGGUUUUUUUGACCCUAACACCCAUGAAAACCUCACAUAUCUGCAACUGAAGAAGAGGUGCAUCACAGAUCCCAAGACAGGGCUCAUCCUUUUGCCUUUGAAGGACAAGAACAAGCUGCAACAAACAACAACUCAAAAGAACACUCUCCGCAAGAGGAGAGUGUUGAUUGUAGAUCCCGACACAGGGAAAGAGAUGACCGUACGGGAAGCUUACCAUCGAGAGUUAAUUGACUAUGACACCUUUCUGGAACUUUCUGAACAAGAGUGUGAGUGGGAGGAGAUCAAAAUCUCAGCAUCUGAUGGCAGCCAGCGCAUAGUUGUUGUUGAUCGCAAGACAGGAAAUCAGUUUGAUAUUCAAGAUUACCUUGACAGGGGUAUUAUUGACAGACAAAGCCUGGACAAGUACCAAGCAGGGACUCUGACACUCACUCAAUUCGCAAAUCUGAUCACUAGGAAAAGCAAUAGCUCUGAGCUUGCCAUCUGCUCCAGCAGUCCUGAGAAUGUUGCUAUUUGCAGUAGUUCCGUGCAGGUUGCACCAUCAUCUCCAACUGUCCGCAAACGUUUUGCUAGUGCAUCUAUUGCACUCUCCCCUUCAUCUGAAAUUUAUGAUGACCAGAGCCCUGUGGGAGCCAUUUUUGAUACAGAGACCCUAGAGAAGAUAACCAUCUCAGAAGCCCAGCGACGUAGAAUAGUGGACAACAUCACCGCUCAGCGGCUCCUGGAAGCUCAGGUUUGCACUGGAGGUAUUAUAAAUCCUAUCACUGGCCAGAGACUCUCUCUGACAGAUGCUGUACAGCAGAGCAUCAUUGAUGAAGAUAUGGCUGUCAAGCUUAAACCAGCACAGAAGGCUUAUGUAGGUUUCGAUGAUGUCAAGACCAAGAGGAAACUGUCUGCCGCUGAGGCCAUAAAGGAAAAAUGGCUCCCUUAUGACGCAGGGCAGAGGUUUCUGGAGUUCCAGUACCUGACGGGAGGACUCCUAGAGCCAGAAACUUGUCGGCGUGUGACCAUUGAGGAAGCCAUCCGCAAAGGAUGGCUUGAUGGCAAAGGGGCACAAAAGCUGCAGGAUACAAGAAACUACAUUAAGAACCUGACCUGUCCUAAAACCAAACUAAAAAUCUCAUACAAAGAGGCAAUGAAUAACUGCAUGGUGGAAGAGAACAAUGGUAUGAAGAUGCUCCAGGCUACUUCUAUGUCUACAAAGGGCAUCAGCAGCCCAUACAAUGUGUCAUCAGGUCCAGGCUCUCGCACAGGAUCCAGAGUAGGGUCGCGUACUGGCUCAAGAAGCGGCUCACGCAGAGGCAGUGUUGACUACUCCUCUUCAAAUACUUACAGCUACAUCAAAUCUUAGGAACACAUUUAGCUGUAAUCCCUAUUCUUAGUAUGUGCAAUACACAUUUAAGAAUUCCUUUUUAGUCAUCUUGUUUUAAGUAUGGGUUCGGGAUAUAGAAUAUUGUUUGAUUUAUUUGAAACCAUUUAUUUCAUUUUUUACUUGGCUAACUAAUGCUAAUACAUUUUCUUGGGUAUCUUUUAGGAUGGUUUUCAGAUCAUUAAUGUGAUGGAUUGAUUAACACAAAGCAAAUUUUAGAUUUUAAAUGGCAUUUAACAUACUGUUUUUCAUCAUUCCUUAAUUGAUUUAUUUGGUGUGAUCAUUUUCAAAUAUUUUCAUAUGCAUGUUUUAUUUGAAAAAUCUGCACUAGCAUAGUAUCAACGUGUAUUUACGAAUUUAAAUGUAGAAAUAUUUUUUUUGUGUGUGUGAUAUGCUUUUAAUGGAUGAAUAUUUGAUUGGAUUGUUUGUAUAUGGAGGAAUCUGAACAAUAAAUCAGCUUAUACUAAC